Trypanosoma cruzi is the source of this 1359-nucleotide messenger RNA. RefSeq names its product GTP-binding protein, putative. The record is from RefSeq and is a predicted model, not a curated record. Gene Ontology annotation, cellular component: mitochondrion. Gene Ontology annotation, molecular function: GTP binding; GTPase activity. The transcript has a single exon. NCBI's taxonomy places the organism in Eukaryota, Euglenozoa, Kinetoplastea, Trypanosomatida, Trypanosomatidae. Bases 1 to 1359 code for a protein of 452 amino acids.
AUGCGACAUGGCGUCUGCUGCCGCAAUGUCUUUGACCCUGCCUUCAUGCGCCGAGUGAAGCGGACGCUGGCAUCAUACAAGGAGGCAAUGGACCAUUCCACACGAAAGGGCAUUUCUCGAGAGGCUUUUGUUGACAUUGGGGAGAAGGGCCCUGCGUGGUAUCUGGGGCACAUGCAGCUUGCCUUACGGACCCUGACCGAGAAGGUUAGGGAUGCAGAUUUUGUGCUGGAAAUACGGGAUGCACGACUGCCAUUUUCCACGGAAAACCCCAACCUGCGAAAGAUCAUUUCCGGGCGACCGAGGCUCAUUGUCUUCAACAAGGCAGAGAUGUCUAAUGAAGACUGUAACCGUAACAUUCAACAGUAUUACGAGAAGACGGGCAACUUUGCUCUCUUCACAAGCGCUAAAAGAAGUUGGAGAGACACCGUAGAAGCUGUUCAACGAUUUGUGACACAUAUUUUACCCGCCCAGCAAUUUAAGGUGACUGCUCAUGUUGGGCUUGUGGUCGGGAUGCCCAAUGUUGGCAAGUCCACCCUCAUCAACUCUUUACGAUUGGCACAUGAAUAUCAGUUCCAUCGCGAGGAUUUUCGACGUCCUCGUACGCCGGAAGCCGUGAGUAUUACUCCAGGUACGACUAAAGGCGUGAAACUUGUUCCUGUUUGUCGGGAUCCCAAUAUUGUUCUCUAUGACUCUCCUGGUCUUACGCUCCCAGGGUGCCUCUCCAAGGAGGCAAGUUUAAAGUUAGCAGCGUGCGGGAUUAUACCCACAAAUGACAUUACGCUUCCUCGUAGCAUUGUGGCUCGUUACAUUUACGAUGUUCUCACAGCUGCCGGAAUUUCUGAGCACAUGGCGGAGUGUUUGCACCUACCACGUGCCCCAAUUAGCUUUGACGACUGUAUUGCGAUGAUAUGUGAGAGAAGUGGAACCAGUGGACAAACAGACUUGGGAAAUAUAGAUCCUGUACGGGCGCAGAUGUUUCUGAUACAUGAUUUUCAGAUGGGAAAUAUGGGUCGUAUUACGUUGGAUCGUUUGCCCAACAAAAUGCGGCGGCAGAUGACAGUAAGUGAACAUCAUCAACUGGGUGACGGCAGGGAUAAAAAUCCGGAAAGUGCUGCCGAAAAUAAUGAAUUUCUCUGGACGCAUCAUGUGAAGACCUCAGACGUAGUGGCUCGCUAUUCUGAGGAUAUGCGAGAUGUCAUGGAAGAGCUUCAAGGAGGAAUGUCGACGCAUAACAUGCGCUUUCAUCCACGCUCAGAAAGGGACAGCACAGUCAUCAGUCGCAAGAAAGGGCCCAUCAGUCGGGUAAGUUUGCAUGAGGAGUGUUUUCGACAAAGCACCCGUAUUGCUCCAGGGCGCUAA